AUGGACCUGGUGCGUGCCCACGCGCGCCCGACCACCUGCUGCACGCUCGUCGCCCGCGCACCGCGACCUCCGCCCGCAUCCACGCCCGAAGCUCGCUCCGCCGUGGCCUCCCCCGCCGCUGCACCCGCCUCCACCUGGCCGCGCCGGCGCUCUGCCGGAGAGCGCGCUGGCACCCUCGCCCUGCCCCCGUCGUUCCGCUGCGCCCGUCGCCGCCUGCAUGUGCAGCCACCGUGCCUCGCCCGUCCGCCCCGGCCUCCUGCGCCGUGCUGUCGCUCGCCGGCGCACGCACGCCCACGGCUCCGGUCCCCUCCGCCCGCUGCCCUGUUCCGGCCGGCGCUCGUGCGGCCCCUGGCCGCCGGCGCCCGCGCUCGGCUCUACCGCGUCACCUGGGCGGGUUACUCCCGCACCCCAGGGCUCCGCCCCGUUUCGCCAGCGCCCACACCCGCUACGCCCAACACCCGUUAG
Molecule: messenger RNA, 465 nt
Organism: Aegilops tauschii subsp. strangulata
Lineage: Eukaryota; Viridiplantae; Streptophyta; Magnoliopsida; Poales; Poaceae
Source: RefSeq, a predicted model, not a curated record